Molecule: messenger RNA, 2294 nt
Organism: Oreochromis niloticus (Nile tilapia)
Lineage: Eukaryota; Metazoa; Chordata; Actinopteri; Cichliformes; Cichlidae
Product: protein NLRC3
Exons: 5
Coding region: 255-2294 (679 amino acids)
Source: RefSeq, a predicted model, not a curated record
UCCCUCCCUCUAAAAGCACUCUGUGUGGGGAACAUGAGAGCCAGACCAAAGCUCAGAGGAAGAAACGAGGAACUAAACGCAAACAUGAACCUGGACCCAGCUGUGUGUCCUUAAAGAGUGACCGGUCUAAAGCUGACAUUAUUGAUUUUAAAGUCCAGCCUCUGUCUGCUGCAGUGAGAGUGGACCAGCAGAGCUCAGAGACUCCCAGUAGUCAGUCUACCCAGCAGCAUCAAACACAGCUGGACUCCAUAUUUAUGCUACUGCAGGAAAACAUCAUCACUUUUGUGAAGAAUGAACUGAAGAAGAUUCAAAAAGUUGUCAGUACAGAUUUUCCGAAAUACUUGGAGGGUCAGAGAACUGUUGAGGAGCAAGAGGGUGAGGAUGAGGAGCAGAGGAGGAGCAGCAGAGAGGCAUUUGUGAAGAUCACACUGGACUUUUUAAGGAGAAUGAAGCAGGAUGAGCUAGCUGACCUUCUGCACAAAAGAACUUCAAAUAGAGACGUCUAUUGGAGUGAGUGUAAACUUAAAUCUACACUAAAGAAGAAGUUCCAGUGUGUGUUUGAGGGGAUCGCUAAAGCAGGAAGCCCAACCCUAUUGAAUCACAUCUACACAGAGCUCUACAUCACAGAGGGAGGGACUGCAGAUGUCAAUGAUGAACAUGAGGUCAGACAGAUUGAAAUGGCCUUCAGGAAACCAGACAGACCAGAAACAACAAUCAGACAAGAAGACAUCUUUAAAGCCUCACCUGGAAGAGAUGAACCAAUCAGAACAGUGCUGACAAAGGGAGUGGCUGGCAUUGGGAAAACAGUCUUAACACAGAAAUACACCCUGGACUGGGCUGAAGACAAAGCCAACCAGGACAUCCAGUUCAUAUUUCCAUUCACUUUCAGAGAGCUGAAUGUGCUGAAAGAGGAUAAGUUCAGCUUGGUGGAACUUGUUCAUCACUUCUUUACUGAAACCAAAGAAGCAGAAAUCUGCAGCUUUGAAGACGUCCAGGUUGUGUUCAUCUUUGAUGGUCUGGAUGAGUGUCGACUUCCUCUGGACUUCCACAAAACUACAAUUAUAACUGACCCUAGAAAGUCCACCUCAGUGGAUGUGCUGCUGAUAAACCUCAUCAGGGGCAAGCUGCUUCCCUCUGCUCGCGUCUGGAUAACCACAAGACCUGCAGCAGCCAAUCAGAUCCCUCCUGAGUGUGUUGGUAUGGUGACAGAAAUCAGAGGGUUUGCUGACCCACAGAAAGAGGAGUACUUCAGGAAGAGAUUCAGAGAUAAGAAGGAGGCAAGCAGGAUCAUCUCCCACAUUAAGACAUCACGAAGCCUCCACAUCAUGUGCCACAUCCCAGUCUUCUGCUGGAUCACUGCUACAGUUCUGGAGGAUGUGCUGAAAACCAGAGAGGAAGGACAGCUGCCCAAGACCCUGACUGAGAUGUACAUCCACUUCCUCGUGGUACAGGCCAAGGUGAAGAAGAUCAAAUAUGAUGGAGGAGCUGAGACAGAUCCACACUGGAGUCCGGAGAGCAGGAAGAUGAUUGAGUCUCUGGGAAAACUGGCUUUUGAUCAGCUGCAGAAAGGAAACCUGAUCUUCUAUGAAUCAGACCUGACACAGUAUGUCAUUGAUAUCAGAGCAGCCUCAGUGUACUCAGGGGUGUUCACACAGAUCUUUAAAGAGGAGAGACGACUGUACCAGAAAAGACUGUUCUCCUUCAUCCAUCUGAGUGUUCAAGAGUUUCUGGCUGCUCUUCAUGUCCAUCUGACCUUCAUCAACUCUGGAGUCAAUCUGCUGGAAGAACAGCAAACAACCUCCCAGACACGUGAAACAAGAGAAUCUGCAGAGACACACUUCUACCAGAGUUCUGUGGACAAGGCCUUACAGAGUCCAAGUGGACACCUGGACUUGCUCGUCCGAUUCCUCCUUGGUCUUUCACUGCAGACCAAUCAGACUCUCCUACAAGGUUUACUGACAAAGACAGGAAAUAGUUCACAGAACAACCAGGAAACUGUCCAGUACAUUAAGAAGAAGAUCAAUGACAGUCUGUCUGUAGAGCAAAGUAUCAGUCUGUUUCACUGUCUGAAUGAACUGAAUGAUCGUUCUCUAGUGGAGGAGAUCCAACAGUCCAUGAGUUCAGGAAGUCUCUCCGCAGACAAACUGUCUCCUGCUCAGUGGUCAGCUCUGGUCUUCGUCUUACUGUCAUCAGAAAAAGAUCUGGAUGUGUUUGACCUGAAGAAAUACUCUGCUUCAGAGGAGGCUUUUCUGAGGCUGCUGCCAGUGGUCAACGUCUCCAACAAAGCUCUGUAA